UGUGAAUACCGGCUGGAUUCACUUGCAGUGGAGCUGGUAGUGCGCACCAGAAGAGAUCCCACAGUGCCUCUUUCUCUCUCGCACACGCAUUUUCCAGAAGAAUACAUAUCAUUAUUUCACCGUGACCAGGUGGAAUAUCAGGGGAAAUCAACCCAUAAGAAUAUCUUCUGAACCUGGGAGGUAAAGUGGAACGGAUUAUUUGCAGAAUCAAUGAAGGACAUCCUGUUCAAAAAAACUGAAUCUGCGUAGGCCCCUAUCCUCUCCCCUGGCAGAAAGCGGAUAUGUUCUUUGCCUCUGUUCCAGUAUGACCCCGGAAUAAGUGAGCUGUGAAUAAAGUCCCACUGGAGCUUUUCUAAAGGACUCCCUUGCUUCUCUGACAGCAUAUGGACAUCUGACAUUGGGUAGCAGACAAAACACCGAAAAUAGGGACAACCACUGCUGAAGAAGAGAGAGAAGAAUAGGCCAUGGCUGAGGGGAUGAUUGCUUCUCAAAGUGAACCGUGACAGAAUGGUCGACGGUAUGAGCAGAGUCAUGCUGCACACGGUCGUCUCAUGCUGGCAACCCUUCCUGGGACUGGCCCUCGUGGCUGUCUUCGCGGGUGCCACUCUGGGAUGUCCAUCCCGCUGCGAGUGUUCGGCGCAGACCAAGGCAGUCGUCUGCCACCGCAAGCGCAUGCCUACCAUCCCGGACGGCAUCCCCACCGAAACCAGGAUCCUGGACCUGAGUAAGAACAAGAUGACAAUGAUCAACCCUGAUGACUUUUUUGCCUUUCCUGGGCUUGAGGAACUUGACCUCAGUGGAAAUAUUAUCAGUUAUGUUGAGCCUGGGGCUUUUAAUGCCCUGUUUACCAUGCACUCUCUCAGUCUCAAGAGCAAUCGAAUCAAGCUCAUUCCUCUGGGCGUCUUCACAGGCUUGACAAAUCUUACCCGACUGGAUAUAAGUGACAACAAAAUCGUCAUCCUUCUGGAUUACAUGUUUCAGGACUUGCACAAUCUGAGGUUUUUGGAAGUGGGUGACAACGAUCUGGUUUACAUUUCUCACCGUGCAUUCAGUGGACUUUUAGGCCUGGAGAUGCUAACCUUACAGAGGUGCAACCUUACUGUUGUACCCACUGAGGCCCUUUCCCACCUGCACAACCUGGUCAGUCUCCAUCUACGAUACCUCAGCAUCAGCACUUUGCAUCCCUACUCGUUCAAAAAGCUGUUCCGGCUGCGGCAUUUAGAGAUUGAUAAUUGGCCAUCCCUAGACCAUGUGCCAGCCAAUACCCUGCAUGGCCUCAACCUGACCACUCUGUCCAUGACCAACACCAACAUGUCCUCUUUCCCUUACCAGGCCCUGAAGCAUCUGCCCUACCUGACCCACCUCAACCUGUCCUUCAACCGCAUUAGGCACAUUGAAGGUGCUAUGCUGAUGGAGCUGGUUCGGCUUAAAGAGCUCCAUCUGGUUGGAGCUCAGCUAACCACCAUUGAACCGUAUGCCUUCCAGGGCCUGCGGGGGCUCCAAGUCCUCAAUGUCUCUCACAACCGACUGGAUACACUGGAGAAAGGUGUUUUUCAGUCUCCUGAGGCCCUGGAGGCUCUUUUGAUUGACAACAACCCCUUGGUGUGCGACUGUCGUCUCAUGUGGCUCCUACAGAAAAGGCCCUCCAUCUUCUAUGGGGACCUGCAACCGGAGUGCAGCACGCCUGAAGGUAAUCGUGGCAGACCUUUCCAGGAGUUUAAGGACACGCUCCUGUCUUAUUACGUGACAUGUACCAAGCCAAAAAUCCGUGAGAAUAAAACACAAACCAUCACAGUGGAUGAGGGCCAGCAGGCCAUGUUGCGUUGCAGUGCUGAAGGGAAACCCAAGCCCGUUGUGUCCUGGAUGUCCCCACGGCGACGAGUCCUGACAAGCAGGAGCCAUGGAAGAGUCACCGUCCACGACAAUGGUACUCUGGAGAUCAAGUCAGCGGAGGUGCAAGAUGGCGGAGUCUAUCUUUGCCUCGCCUCCAACAGUGCUGGGAAUGACACCCUGAUGACAUCCUUGGCGGUGAAAAGCCUGGGAUCGCUGUACGCUAACAGGACCCAGCACUACACAGAUCCCAGCAACAGCACUGCCAACGGGACGGCCGGUGUGACCCUCGGUUUGGACCUAAAGACUAUUUUAGUGUCCACUGCAAUGGGUUGUUUCACAUUCCUGGGAGUGGUCUUGUUUUGUUUCCUGCUCCUUUUCGUUUGGAGCAGAGGGAAAGGAAAACAUAAAAACAACAUAGAUGUUGAAUAUGUGCCUCGGUCAAAGUCUAAUGGCACUAACGUUGACUCGGCAGAGGGACAAGCUGGUGGUCGUCGUUUUAACAUGAAAAUGAUGUGACUUUUAUAAAUUCAAGAUUCUGGAUUGUGGAAAUGCCCAAAGUACAAUGUAUUUUUUUGAAAAUAAGACUACUGAACUUCCAUUCUUGCCGGGAGAGUGGUAGAGAAAAUAUUUGGGGCGUCUUAUCAAGAUGAGCAGUACCUUAAAUCACUGGAUAUUGACCUUGUGCUUGGAAACUGUGUUUCAAAAUCCUAAAGUCGUAGUAGGACAUUCCGAUACAAAAUUGCCAGCGGGCAACUUCUUCAACGUGGAUAAGGAGUGAAAACUGUUGUCGCUAUGGGGACCUAAAGGGAACAGGUGUCAUUUAUCAGCUUUUUGAAAUUUAUAUGCCCAAAAAAAAAGAAAGUUUUGGGUUGGAUCUACAGACUUGGCUGAACCAUGUACAGUACAAAUUUGUAUUUAAGAUAUUAACCUACUUUGUUUAGUCUUGCGCCAUGCUUAUUCACUGAACAAAUCAAUGAAACAGUCCAUCAUUUCCUAUGUUCAAUACUUUGCAUAUGUGUACCUAAUGCUUCAUUAUGUACAUGUAUGUACAUAUUCAUUCAAAAGAACUAUUCAUAGCAAUAUUCAUGGGAUGCAUUAGCCAAAAUUGAUAUACCCCACUCGUUCAUCAAGAACAUUCUUCAGACUUUUGAAGUUUCCAUGGAUUCAGGAAGGGCUUCUAUGGGUCAUUAUCCGUCCCUGCUCCCCCAAUUGACUCCUAUAUUAAUAAAUAUAUAUUAUUUAUCAAUGGAAAAUGAAGAAAAAAGAUUUUAUUUAUGAAAAAUGUUGAGGAUUUACAAAAAUCAGUCCUCAAACACUGUUUAGAAUCUAACAUACCACUUGGAUCCUCAUGACUUGAUUGGUCAAAGUACGUACAUGAACCACCUUUUUGUCCUAUUUUUGUCUUUUUUUAUUACUUUAAGUGUACCUUUGCUGGUUAGCAAAAUACAUGUGUCAAUUUUACUACAGUGACAUUUGCAUAAUUUUCCCAGUAGGAAAUUUGGACUUUGUUGUGGUAGAUCCUCAUUUUGUUGUUGAAUCAUUUAGAUUGUGAAAACUUCAACGUAAAAGUAAAAAAAAAAUGUACGUGAAAUAAAAGAAGAUGUAUUUGUAC
This is a messenger RNA of Trematomus bernacchii (emerald rockcod), 3445 nucleotides long. RefSeq names its product leucine rich repeat and Ig domain containing 2 (gene lingo2). The transcript is spliced from 5 exons. NCBI's taxonomy places the organism in Eukaryota, Metazoa, Chordata, Actinopteri, Perciformes, Nototheniidae. The record is from RefSeq and is a predicted model, not a curated record. Gene Ontology annotation, cellular component: extracellular region. Gene Ontology annotation, molecular function: protein binding. Bases 508 to 2349 code for a protein of 613 amino acids.